AUAAAACUGAGAGAAAAGGGAGAACGCCUGAACGAGAAUGAGAAAGAUCAAGCCAUCUACGUCGAUUUCAAAAUUCCUUUCCAUUCCAUCCUUGGGUAUUGAAUAGGCGAUCAAAAUCAGUUUCAAUUAACCAAUUAUCGAGUGCUGAACCUAGACCUAACACUGAACGGGGGCACCGAGUGUGGCGAUGGAUGAAUGGCAGAAGGCAGUUCUGAGAGAAGCGUUUGGCGAUUCAUCGGGAAGUGAAGAAGAGGAAGAAGCAAUACCAGAGGACGAAGCGAGAGGUGGAAAAGACGGUAGAUCGAAGCGGCUGGUUCCAAUCUGGGAGCCAGUCGUCGAAAUCAGAGGGCUAUGGCUGUGCAGAGACUUCCUGUCUCCCCAGCAACAGUCGCGCCUCCUUUCCGCCCUCCGCCGCGAAGGAUGGCUCGGUGAAGGUUCUAACAAUCAGUUCCUGAUAAGUCCCAACUCCAAAAAGGCUAUGAGGUUUGGGAAUCUUCCAUGGUGGGCAACUGAGCUUUGUAAUUCUGUACGCGACGCGGUGGUUCUGGCUGAAGAGGCUGCCGGAGGUAGGCUGCUGCCGCCAGACAUUCUGAGGAGACAGCCACUGUUUGAUCAGUUAAUUGCAAAUGUGUACCAGCCAGGUGAGGGAAUCUGUGCACAUGUUGAUCUGAUGCGUUUUGAAGAUGGAAUUGCUAUCGUCUCUCUGGAAUCGUCGUGUGUGAUGCAUUUCAGCAAUGUAGAACACGAAGAGGGUAGGGAGGACGCGGAGGAGGAUGAAGAGAGGGGGAAGGUUGGAAAGGUUCCUGUCUACUUGCCUCCAGGAUCUCUGGUUCUGUUGUCUGGAGAUGCACGCUACAGUUGGAAGCAUGAGAUCAAUCGGAGACCAGGUUUUCAGUUCUGGGAAGGGAAGGAGUUGAAUCAGAAACAGAGAACCUCCAUAACCUUGAGAAAGCUCUGCCCUGUAGACUAGCGUGCAAGAUUGUGACCUUAAGAAAGAAGUAUAUCAAGUUCACAAAACCACUGUAAAACUCUGCAGGGUUGUUAUGUAGUCAUCCCCAAGGCUUUUCCUACCAUAACUUGAGGGUGUUACACAAUUAUGCUGCUUCAUUCGGUUCCUCACGACCUAUCGUCGUUGUAUCAUCCACAAACGUAUUAUAUACUCUCCGAGUCUAAGUCAUAGUUUUUGUUGGAGGUAAAACGGAG
Messenger RNA from Linum tenue, 1203 nucleotides. The record is from the annotation of a GenBank genome assembly. NCBI's taxonomy places the organism in Eukaryota, Viridiplantae, Streptophyta, Magnoliopsida, Malpighiales, Linaceae.